AUGUCCUUUGGUCAGCGUUCUCUUGCAUGUCGCGUGGAUGUGUUGCGCAAGCUGGAAACCGGGAUCCCCGAAGUAGUAGCAACGGACAAGGAACCGAGGCACUUUACGGUGGCCAAACUCACCGAAGUGGGGCUGGCUAAUAUUAAUCGCAUCCAGCUCUGGUGGUCGACAGUCACGUCGAAAAUCCUCACCAUGUAUAAACUCCCGCAUUUGGGGAUGCAAAAGCUCUGGGUGGACGCUCUUGUCCUUCUCAUAAAACAGGCCAUCAGGCUUCCCCAAAAAACGACCUUUUGGGAUGAAGAGCUGGGCUCUGCCCAGCAGUCACAUCCCGGUAACCGCCUCGACCGGCGGGCCAAAUCAGGUGAGGGUAUCCGUGUGUGCAUCUCCUCACACGGUAAUUCGGCUUCGCUGGCCUGA
This is a messenger RNA of Spirometra erinaceieuropaei, 417 nucleotides long. The record is from the annotation of a GenBank genome assembly. NCBI's taxonomy places the organism in Eukaryota, Metazoa, Platyhelminthes, Cestoda, Diphyllobothriidea, Diphyllobothriidae.